CCCCUGUUGGCCGAGCCUUCCACUAUUCUAUUAAACAUUUACCUGGCACAAAACAAGCUUCACCCGAGCGUCCUCAGCUUCUCCUGCCGAGCCAUGGGCUUUGGACGUGCGGGCGUCGUGGCGGCGCUGGCGAGUUCCGCGGUUUCUCUCGCGGUGCACAAUGAUCAGGUUGGCACAGCCAGCGUGGCCACGCGGGGGAAUGAGACCAGGUCGACGCAGUUCAUCAAAGCCACCAUGGUGUUUGGACUGAACUGUGGCUACGCAACCCUGGCUGGCGUGAACUUUCUGUCGUCGGGCGGAGCCAGCAUCGACAUCAAGCUGGCCAACUACCAGGACGACCAUCGCGGCUCGGCAUGGGGAGCCUGCACCCUGGUGGGCGGCAACUCGAAUUGCUGGUGGGAGGGCUACGGGUCGGUGGCCCCAGUGUACACGGUGCACGACCCCCUGACCUCCAGAGACGCAAGGUUCAUGGACUGCGUUGGCCCCGAGCCCUCGCCCAUGGAGAUUCGGACCCUCACGGUGCAAGGGCAGCAGCACCCUUGUCAGUGCACUGGCGGCUACUACAAGGGAUACCCGUGCCAGGCUUCCAAUGCUGCGGGUAACCAGUGCCAUUGGUUCAUCUUUGAAGUGGAGGGGGGUGACACCGUGGCGAGCGUCGACGUGACCGCGAACGGUUGCGGCUACAACUCGGGGCUGAACUACGCGGAGUUCACCCCGUGCUCGUCAGCUGACCGUGCCACGUGCACCGACGAGGUCAUCGCGACGGUGACGAGAGCAGAUUGCUCGUCCGCUCCCGCGCCCGCCCCCGUCACUGCCCCCGCCGGGAGUGCGGGCGGGUCGGGCGGGGGCGCUGCUGCCAUCGGCGACCCCCACCUGCAGAACGUCCACGGUGAGCGGUUCGACCUGAUGAGGGUCUGA
Molecule: messenger RNA, 918 nt
Organism: Prorocentrum cordatum
Lineage: Eukaryota; Dinophyceae; Prorocentrales; Prorocentraceae
Source: the annotation of a GenBank genome assembly